This is a messenger RNA of Oryza brachyantha (malo sina), 1306 nucleotides long. RefSeq names its product putative MO25-like protein At5g47540. Gene Ontology annotation, molecular function: protein serine/threonine kinase activator activity. The transcript has 11 exons. Lineage: Eukaryota; Viridiplantae; Streptophyta; Magnoliopsida; Poales; Poaceae. The record is from RefSeq and is a predicted model, not a curated record. Gene Ontology annotation, biological process: intracellular signal transduction. Bases 3 to 1076 code for a protein of 357 amino acids.
CCAUGGCGGGGUGCCUGUGGCCGUGCGUGACCGGCGGCGGGGCGGCGGCGGAGGGGGGAGGAGGAUCGGGCAGCCUGUUCCGGUCGAAGGCGAGGUCGCCGGCGGAAGUGGUGCGGCACGCGAGGGAGCUCCUCGGCUUCGUCGCCGCCAAUCACGAGGCGUGCGGUGCCAAGCGCGAGCACAAGAUGGCCGAUCUAACUAAAACCAUCAGGGAGAUCAAAUCCAUUCUCUAUGGAAAUGGUGAUGCAGAGCCGAUCGAUGAAGCUUGCUCGCAGUUGACGAAAGAAUUUUUCAAGGAGAAUACCAAUUGUCUACAUCUACUAAUUAUUUGCCUUCCACGUAUGGACCUUGAAACUCAGAAGGAUGUCACUCAAGUUACGGCAAAUUUGCUGAGGCAAAAGGUAGAUUACAGGAUGGUUGCCUCUGAUUAUUUGGAAGAAAAUCAAGAUAUUAUGGAAGUUUUAAUUUCUGGGUAUGACAACAUGGACAUUGCAAUACAUUAUAGUGCAAUUUUAAGGGACUGCAUACGGCACCAAGUUGCUGCAAGGUAUGUAUUAGAGUCUCAGCAUAUGAAGAAAUUCUUUCACUAUAUACAAUAUCCGGACUUCAACAUAGCAUCCGAUGCCUUCAAGACUUUUAAGGAACUCCUCACAAGGCAUAAAUCAAGUGUGGCUGAGUUCUUUUCAAAUAAUUAUGAUUGGUUCUUUCCAGAAUUUAACUCAAAAUUGCUGUCAUCUUCCAACUACAUCAUUCGAAGGCAAGCCAUUCAGCUACUAGGAGACAUUCUUUUGGAUAAGUCAAACACAACAGUAAUGGUGCGGUACGUAAGCUCAAAGGAUAACCUCAUAAUUCUAAUGAACCUUCUAAGGGAACAAAGCAGGGCUAUUCAAGUUGAGGCCUUUCGUGUCUUCAAGCUGUUUACCGGCAAUCCGAAGAAACCACCUGAGAUCGUCGGUAUACUGGUGACAAACAAGAGCAAAAUCCUCAGGUUCUUGGCAGACUUCACAAUAGAAAAAGAGGAUCAGCAGUUCGAGGCCGACAAAGCUCAGGUUGUCACCGAGAUCUCGGCCCUGUGAUCAAAGAACUGGACCUGUGAUCAAAGAACUGGACGAGCCUGGAGCCUGACAUCGAGAGAGAGGGUGGAUAGUCUCUCUAGCUUGUUUUUGUUUACAUGUUCAUAUAAACCAAAGGGAAAUCAACGCUGAUUCUACUGGGAUGUGCUUGUGUUUUGGGCCGUGAACAACUGGACGCCAACACGCACCCAAACUGGGCUACUUCCUUUCGAUUUAUAAGCGUCGUUUCUACU